Molecule: messenger RNA, 944 nt
Organism: Serinus canaria (Common canary)
Lineage: Eukaryota; Metazoa; Chordata; Aves; Passeriformes; Fringillidae
Product: caskin-2-like
Exons: 6
Source: RefSeq, a predicted model, not a curated record
AUGGCCCCGGGGAGCUGCGGCCCCUUCCAGAGCCAAGGGGACAUCGCGGGGGUCCCGUGGCACGGGGACAUCGCGGGGGUCCCGGCCGGACCCCUGUCCCGCAGGAGGCCGGGGUGGCGGUGGCUGUGCGGAGGCGUGAGGGGAGGCGCGGAGGGGGAGCAGCGCGGCCCUCACGACACAUCAAAGGGGCCGCGCGGCCGCCGGGGGAGGCUGGGCGGCCUUGCCGCCGCCCGCCGGUACGGGGGACUCGUACCGAGCGCUUUCUCGCCUGCGCGGGGCGGGGCCCUCGGUGGGCGUGGUUCGCGGCCGCCCCUCCGUCAGACACAAGCUGCCAUUGUGACGUUACGCCAAAGCCGCCCAAUCAGCGCCCGCCGGCCGGGGCCCCACGUGGGCGCAGCGCCCUCCGAUUGGCUGGCGGCGGCGAGGCCGCCCGGGUUUUGUCCCCCGCCCGCCGCCCCGCUCCGCCCGGGCGCUGUGGCGGCACCGCGUGCUCGGGCGCCGCUGCCCCGCUCCGCGCCCGCUCCGCGAUGGCUCCCGGAGUUACGGCGAUCCCGGCUGGACGCAGCUGAACGGCCGCCCCCGGGCGGGGGACCCGCUCGCACCUCGCAUGUCCGCGGCGCCCGGGAAGUCGGAUGUUUCUCGGCCUCUCCGGGAGCGCUCCGAGGCCGGCGGGCAGCAGCGGCAGCUCCGCACGUCGCGAUCGCCGUAGCGAGGCUCGGCGCGGCUGCUUCCAGUGACCGCGCCCCAGCCCGGCCAUGUACCCCCAGGGCCGGCACCCGGCUCCGCACCAGCCGGGCCAACCGGGCUUCAAAUUCACCGUGGCCGAGUCCUGCGACAGGAUCAAGGACGAGUUCCAGUUCCUGCAGGCCCAGUACCACAGCCUCAAAGUGGAGUAUGACAAGCUGGCGAACGAGAAGACCGAAAUGCAGCGCCAUUACGUUAUG